AUGGAAUCAUUCAACCCCCCACAGGAUCAACGUAACGGCGCCAACAUGUCUUCUCAAACAGUUGAACAGAACGAGAACCUGGCUGCUCUAGGUCAACCAAGAACACACACCGGCACUGCAUUCUGGCAGCAAUGGGGUGGUGACGAUCCUUGGAAUCCCCUAACCUUUGGGACGCCUAGUGAUGGCCAGGCUCGCUCGCAACUUCUUGAAGCGGCCAAUUUCCAAUAUCAUGACUACCGCAGCAAACCCCUGAUAUCUGAAUGUGAUACCAACCCGGAAGAUUCCACCUAUGGAAGCCGCCUGACUCACAGCAUCGGUAAUCCUUCUACAUACGGUGAAGAUAUCGACCCUGAUCUCCAAGCGUUGGAAUCCCAAAACCCGGACGAUCGGCUCGUCAACGCAAGCCUGGAAACCCUCCAACUACAUUGUCAACCACCUACCGAUGACCCUCAGCUAUAUCCAGCCGAUGACUCCCCUCAGCUAUAUCAAACCGAAUGGACCCGACCACUUCCUCCUGCAAGCGUUGCCACAGCUCCCGUUGGUCGGGAGCGUCGGUGGGCUUGUAAUGACUGCCGUAAGGUAUGCCGUACACGAUCAGAGCUAAGAAAACACGAAUUGAAGCAUUCUCUUCCCUGGCACUGUAAUGUCUCGGGCUGUGUACGAGAUAAAGGCUUUACGUCGAAGAACGACCUUGACAGACAUAAGCGAACUGUACAUGGCGAUCGCACAGUUUCUGGUCGCACUUUCGUGUGUAAUAUUGGCAAUUGCGCCAAGAAAAGUAAAUAUUGGCCAAGAGCAGAUAACUUCCGCUCCCAUCUGCUGAGAAUCCACUCAAAACCCUACUCAGCCAACGAUGAUCUGUCAGAAUAUGUUCAUCGACCAGCUCCUUCUCAAGACCUAGAGGGCAUAGGUGGAAGUGCCAUAGCAUAUCUCCAAGCCCAAGAACAGUCAUCUCGUUCGAUCCAUCCCUCUGCAUCUCUGUCAUUUCGCGGACCUUAUGGUGAUCGACGAGCUUCACAGCCGCUUCCUAGUAUCAGUAGUCUGUCACGGGGUCCAUCUUCUAUAUCAUUUGAUCGAGAUGCAUCCAGCCUGGCUACAGUUCGAGAAGGUGAUGAGAAUUACAUCCAGCCGGGUAUUCUUAGUGGAUCUGGAUCUCUUCCGCCACAUCCAUGGUCAGCAUCCGUUGCCUCCGAGGAGGAUGCCCCAGGAGACGAUAUCACGGCCUCUGAAUCCGAGCUACAGGACGAUGCUGCGCCAGAAGCCAUGGGCGGUGUACAGAAAAGCGGAACUUCAGACACGGAGAUAUCUAGUGUCAGCGAAGACUUGACAUCCCAGCAACCUGAUGUUAGGAUGGCAGAUACCGAUGAAGCUGAAGCAACUCCCAGAGCAAUCUCGUCACAGACAGAUUUGUCCGAGUCCUCUUCGAGUACCAAUCCAGAAAAAACAUACGAACUUCUCGACAGGAUCCCAAAGGAGUUGAUUGCAGAUUAUCUGAGGAAGCACUCAAUGGGCAGUAGGGACGACACUCCGAAGCCCGAUUUAACCAGCAACAAGAGCCAGACGCACUCGCAUAAGUGUUCAGACUGCCCCAAGACAUUCCCUCGGCUAUGUGAGCUUAAGAAGCACAAGAAACGACAUUCAAAGCCAUACGGAUGCACUUUUGCUGACUGUAAGAAGAAAUUCGGAAGCAAGAACGAUUGGAAGAGGCACGAGAGCAUUCAGCACUACCAGCUUGAAACAUGGACAUGCGACUGCACCAAAUCUGACUCGGCUGAGCCCUGUGGCAAGAUCUGCUACCGUCGUGAGAGUUUCAGAAGCCACCUCACAAAGGACCACCCGACACUAGAUCCCCAGAAGCUCGAAGAGAAGAUUGAUAGUUGUCGGAAAGGGCGUCAUUGCGAGACCUACUUCUGGUGUGGCUUCUGUCUGAAAACUGUCAAUAUCGAAGUGGUGAACAAUUCGUGGGCUAAACGCUUUGAUCACAUCGACGACCACUUCUCUGGCCGUGGAGGACCCAAGAAAUAUAUCAGCGAGUGGGUGCAUGAAAAGGAUCGCCAUGCCGCCACCAUUGCCUCCCAGGAAACCGGGUCAGGGUCUUCCUCCGGCUCGUCCACGUCUGACCCUAAGUCUCCCCGGACCUUUGCAUCACAAGACAACAACAGCGAGAAUCACCAGGUCCAAAAGAUGGUGUACAUGUGGGCAUGUUGCAACUGCGAUAUCGAGAACACUCGGAGUCACAACACGUCAUGCCUGGAGUGCAGUCACCGGUCAUGCCAGAAUUGUGAAAUGUACACACUGCCUGCUCCUGGUGACAGUUAG
Fusarium sp. VM40 is the source of this 2319-nucleotide messenger RNA. The record is from the annotation of a GenBank genome assembly. NCBI's taxonomy places the organism in Eukaryota, Fungi, Ascomycota, Sordariomycetes, Hypocreales, Nectriaceae.